Messenger RNA from Antrostomus carolinensis (chuck-will's-widow), 367 nucleotides. It is a transcript of the gene RPL37A, whose product is annotated as ribosomal protein L37a. Gene Ontology annotation, biological process: translation. The annotation marks the transcript as partial. Lineage: Eukaryota; Metazoa; Chordata; Aves; Caprimulgiformes; Caprimulgidae. Gene Ontology annotation, cellular component: ribosome; cytosolic large ribosomal subunit. The transcript is spliced from 3 exons. The record is from RefSeq and is a predicted model, not a curated record. Gene Ontology annotation, molecular function: large ribosomal subunit rRNA binding; structural constituent of ribosome.
GCUAAGCGCACCAAGAAGGUUGGCAUUGUGGGGAAAUACGGGACCCGUUACGGUGCGUCCCUAAGGAAAAUGGUGAAGAAGAUUGAAAUUAGCCAGCACGCUAAGUAUACCUGCUCCUUUUGUGGCAAGACCAAAAUGAAGAGGAAGGCUGUGGGUAUCUGGCACUGCGGAUCCUGCAUGAAGACAGUUGCUGGUGGUGCCUGGACGUACAAUACCACCUCUGCAGUGACAGUCAAAUCUGCGAUCAGAAGACUGAAGGAAUUGAAGGACCAGUAGAAGCUACAUCCUGUUCUCCUUGUGCAACAUCCUUUUUUUCCACUGUCGAGAUCUGUCCUUUUAACAAUAAAAAGGUGAUAACGGAGUGGAA